This is a messenger RNA of Poecilia latipinna (sailfin molly), 1655 nucleotides long. RefSeq names its product gap junction protein delta 6 (gene gjd6). The record is from RefSeq and is a predicted model, not a curated record. The coding region runs from base 9 to 1187 and encodes 392 amino acids. Gene Ontology annotation, cellular component: connexin complex. Lineage: Eukaryota; Metazoa; Chordata; Actinopteri; Cyprinodontiformes; Poeciliidae. Gene Ontology annotation, biological process: cell-cell signaling. Gene Ontology annotation, molecular function: gap junction channel activity. The transcript has a single exon.
CAGGAAUCAUGACAGAGUGGACUUUGCUCAAACGUCUCCUGGAUGCUGUCCAUCAUCACUCCACUAUGAUCGGACGCCUAUGGCUCACAGUCAUGGUUAUCUUCAGGCUGCUCAUUGUUGCUGUUGCUACAGAGGAUGUGUAUACGGAUGAACAAGAAAUGUUUGUUUGCGACACUUUACAGCCAGGAUGUUCAACUGUGUGCUAUGACACAUUUGCACCCAUCUCACAGCCUCGGUUCUGGGUGUUUCACAUAAUCAGUGUAUCCACUCCGUCGCUUUGCUUUAUCAUUUACACAUGGCAUAACCUGUCCAAGCAACCACAGAAUAGCUCUCAGAUGCUGGGAAAACGACCAAGGCAUAAAGCCAUUGAUGUAAAGCAAGAGGAAAGACAACAGACCUUCGACUGCAGCUGUGACUCGGACAGUUGCUCAAUCCACUCCCAUAAACAUCUAGGUCACAGCCUAGCAGAUGUGCUGGAGGACCUCACUACACAGAACAUUCAGAAAAAGGACCUAAACAAUACAGUGAACUUGAUCCAUCCCCAAACCUGCACCUUCAGAGAGGACACUGAGGUAGCUCAAGUUGUUUCUGGUGGAGUUCAGUCCAAAUGUUACAUUUUCCAUGUUUGUCUGAGGGCUGUUUUGGAGAUCUGCUUUGUCUUGGCCCAGUGGAAGCUGUAUGGCUUCCAUGUACCUGUCCAAUUUCUUUGCACUUCUUCCCCAUGCAGGCAACCGGUGGACUGCUACAUAUCCAGGCCCACAGAGAAGACUAUCUUCCUCCUCUUUAUGUUCUGUGUAGGAGUUUUCUGCAUUCUGCUGAACUUCCUAGAGUUAAAUCAUCUGGGUUGGAAAAAGAUUCGUCAUGCAUUGAGGUUGAGAGAGAAAAAGUCUUGGGAUGGCUGUCCAGGUAUCCAGGGUGGAUAUAAACCUUUUCCACCUGACAGCCCUUCACUCACAUCUUCUUUUGGAUUUAGGGAUGUGACCAGCACUACCUCUCUACCCACUCUGGAUCUGGUGGUGGGUCACCAGCCUGAUUGGAGCUGCGCACUUAGCCGUGAAGUUGUGGAAGUAGAAGUCAGGCCUGGACGAGCAAAGAGGUCGGACUCGCAUAAACACGAGAGGCAGCUUCUGAAGAGCAAGAAGGAGAUUGAAAGGUGCAAACAGAGGAGUGCUGAGGUCUGGAUAUAGACUGCCUGUGAAGAACCAUGUUGUUUUAUGCAGACAAAACUGGUCAAAAAUGCCUGCUGCUGUGGAAUGUGAGAAAACUCAUUUACAACAGUUAACUUACAGUUAGCUUUAAGACACUUUUAUGGUAGCUUUCAGUUUGAAAUGACAACUAAAUGGCAUGGCUCAAUGUAAUGUGAGGCAAAUUUCAUUAAGCAUAACCUUUCUGUGAAACGUUUGGUACUAUUGUUUAAUAAGUCUGUGCUUAUAAACCCAGGCGGGACCAUCCACAAGUUUUUCAAUAUUUGUGAGCAGAAGGGCUGAUAAUAACAUACUCACAGCCUUAAGGUUGUCCUCUUCUAAGUAGUCGAUAUCUUAAUUUCAGAUGAGUUGGGGAUCAUGUCCUUGUAAUUUGAACAACACAACUAAUUAUAUAAAUAUAUUGUAGCCUUGAUUAUUGGGAUUAAUAUUUGCAUUUUCUCUUCAGCAGUG